UACAUUCCAACUAGGCCACCUUUCGGCGUAACUUCCACAGCUCAGCUUCCUUUGCUAACUAGAGACAGCGGUAGAGGUUUCGUCCUCCGUAAUCACCAUGGCGUCAACUGAGAUAGCGAGGCAAGCGGGUGAAGGUGCUCGUGCUGUACCUCUGGCAGGCCAUGUCGGCUUUGACAGCAUGCCAGAUCAGCUUGUGAACAAAUCUGUCAACCACGGAUUCUGUUUCAACAUCCUCUGUGUUGGCGAGACGGGUCUGGGGAAGUCCACCCUCAUGGACACAUUGUUCAACACUAAGUUUGAGGGCGAGCCCACCCAGCACAACCAGCCUGGAGUCACGCUCAAAUCAAACACCUAUGAGCUCCAGGAGAGUAACGUGCGCCUCAAACUCACUGUCGUCAACACUGUAGGCUUCGGAGACCAGAUUAACAAAGAAGACAGCUACAAAUCUAUCGUGGAGUUCAUUGAUGCCCAGUUUGAAGCAUAUUUACAAGAGGAGCUGAAAAUAAAGCGCACGCUACACAGCUACCACGACACCCGCAUCCACGCAUGCCUGUACUUCAUCGCUCCCACGGGACACUCGCUCAAAUCCCUGGACUUGGUGACCAUGAAGAAACUUGAUAGCAAGGUCAACAUCAUCCCAAUCGUUGCCAAGUCGGACGCCAUCUCCAAGAGCGAGCUGGCGAAGUUUAAAAUCAAAAUCACCAGUGAGCUGGUGAGCAACGGAGUGCAGAUCUACCAGUUCCCCACUGAUGAUGAGUCUGUGGCAGAGAUCAACUCCACCAUGAACAGCCAUUUGCCAUUUGCCGUGGUGGGGAGCACGGAGGAGGUGAAGAUUGGGAACAAGAUGGUGAAGGCCCGGCAGUACCCCUGGGGGACGGUGCAGGUGGAAAAUGAGAAUCACUGUGACUUCGUCAAGCUGCGAGAAAUGCUGAUUAGAGUGAACAUGGAGGACCUGCGAGAGCAGACUCACACGCGCCACUAUGAACUCUACCGCCGCUGCAAACUGGAGGAGAUGGGUUUUAAAGAUACAGACCCUGACAGCAAGCCCUUCAGUCUUCAGGAGACGUACGAAGCGAAGAGGAACGAGUUCAUGGGUGAGCUACAGAAAAAAGAAGAAGAAAUGAGGCAAAUGUUUGUCCAAAGAGUCAAAGAGAAGGAGGCCGAGCUCAAAGAAGCAGAGAAAGAGCUGCAUGAGAAGUUUGACCGCCUGAAGAAGCUUCACCAGGAUGAGAAAAAGAAAGUGGAGGACAAGAGGAAGUCUCUGGACGACGAGCUCAACAUGUUCAAACAGAAAAAGACUGCUGCAGAGCUCUUGCAGAACCAAGCCCAGCAGGCAGGGGGCUCCACCACGCUCAAGAGGGACAAAGAGAGGAAAAAUUAACUCCUCCCACUCUUGCUGCAUGCUGCAUGGGGACGUCUUUUCUGCUUAGGAUUCCUGUAGAAAAAGUGCUCCCUUGUGGCCAUCCUGCUGUGAAUGAGUUUCCACCCCAUCAUCUUUUUACAGUACCCCUUCCCCACCCUCACCCUCACCCAAACCCCCAUAAUUCAACCCUCCACAUGCCCCCUGCUCUCUGGAAGACGCUGGGCAUUGCUAUCAGUUUGACAGUUUUUGCUGAAUGAUGUUUGUAUAUUAUAUGGUUGGACAAGCAUUUGUUUGGCUGGACUCUUUUAUACAAAUGUACAUGUUUGUUUUAUAUUAAGUGAUUAAUUGCAUGACUGAGUGAGCUUUUUGAAUAUUAACAUACAUGGCUAAUGUAGUGAUGGGCAGAAAUGUGCUGAGGGUAAAGUGAAACGUGAAUCAGACAGUAGGACCUCAGUAUGAACACUAUGUGUGGUCAAAGAUCUGCAGAAGAUUACAGGAAAGAAAGAAUUAGGUCAAUUGAUGGAUUAAGUUAAUAUUGAGCUAUCUUCAGAUUAAAGCACAGCAAUCUGUAUGGGGAUUCUACAUUUUACAAACAGCAACAGCAGUUUCUGAAUGAAAAACGUGUAAGUAUUUAGACAUCGUUAGUUAGUUAGUUAUUAGUUUAAAGUGAUAAUACUUAAGGUUUUAGGCCUGUCAUCACCCUGGUAACAGCACGUGAGUACAGCAUCACCCCUUGAGCUGCAACAAGGUCUGAAAAAAACAGGUUUAAUUUUUGAUCACCGAUCACGAAUACAUUGUGUUUCCUCUGACGGCUUGAUCGCUUUUAACGUGACGCAGCAGCAGCAAUAAAAGAGAAGUCGCUGUAUCUUACUACAGCUUAAUAUGGCUGGAGGAGAGCGAACCGUAAACAGUGAGGCUGAUGUCAACGAGAUAAAAUGAUACGGUAACCCUGGAUGCAUCUUUUCCUGUUAAUCCCAUUUGCAAGUGAGGGCAAAAUGAAUCCAUCUCGGUAAUGGCGAACCCCGCCACUAACAAUGUAGACUGUAGUUACAGAAUGUAAACACAUUGAAUAAUAUCAAAGAAAUAUAACUUUAAAGUUUCCACUCAUUAUUACCUCAACCGUAUAGACUUUACCUACAAUAUUAAUUGAAUUUAAAAUUAAAUUUGUUCUGUUAUUUAUGUCCUUUUGCUGAUGCUGUUUCACUUUAUCCAGAUGCAUGAGUAGUUGUGAGCCUAAUCUCCUUGCCACUUCUCCCAUACCUCAAUCAUUGUCAUGUGUUAUUUGCAUACUUGUAUUAGCUUUCACAUUUGCACUUUUUUUAUACACAAAUGUGAUGUUUUUUGAGUAUAUAUUAAUGUUGUCGGUGCAAUUGUAACUUUCUUUCUUUCUUUACUUACCUUGAAGGCACAUUUAAAAGUAGUUCCUUAUGAUGUCCAGUGUUUGUAUCGGUGUUACACAUAAAAGAAAUAUUAUCUCAAAAGAAAAUAAAGGCCAAUUUUUCACCAAAUAUUA
Messenger RNA from Cyclopterus lumpus (lumpfish), 2876 nucleotides. It is a transcript of the gene septin6, whose product is annotated as septin 6. Gene Ontology annotation, molecular function: GTPase activity; molecular adaptor activity; GTP binding. The coding region runs from base 98 to 1381 and encodes 427 amino acids. Lineage: Eukaryota; Metazoa; Chordata; Actinopteri; Perciformes; Cyclopteridae. Gene Ontology annotation, biological process: cytoskeleton-dependent cytokinesis; cilium assembly. The record is from RefSeq and is a predicted model, not a curated record. Gene Ontology annotation, cellular component: septin ring; microtubule cytoskeleton; septin complex. The transcript is spliced from 11 exons.